This is a messenger RNA of Cucumis melo (muskmelon), 1198 nucleotides long. RefSeq names its product phosphoglycerate mutase-like protein 4. The transcript has 7 exons. NCBI's taxonomy places the organism in Eukaryota, Viridiplantae, Streptophyta, Magnoliopsida, Cucurbitales, Cucurbitaceae. Bases 50 to 925 code for a protein of 291 amino acids. The record is from RefSeq and is a predicted model, not a curated record. Gene Ontology annotation, molecular function: phosphatase activity. Gene Ontology annotation, cellular component: cytoplasm; cytosol.
GAAUAAGUAAAAGAGAAGACAAAUUGUGAAUGGGCCUCUCUUCCUCCUCAUGAGCGCCGUGGGCUUCUUCAAUCUUCUUACAACUCCGGCGCCCAUUUCUGCUUCCAAUCCUCCGUUGCGAUUCCUCAUUUCUCAGCGUCUAAAAUCAACUUCAUCUAACUGCAACAUCUCGGAUGCUUUCAUUUUUACUACCCUCCAGACUCCAUCACUCAGAACCGCAAUCUCUUCCAUGGCGGACUUCGAUUAUAGCUUUGUGAACCCAGCUGUUGCUGAAAUUAUUGUUGUAAGGCACGGUGAAACAGCUUGGAAUGCCGAUGGGAGAAUUCAGGGACACCUGGACGUUGAAUUAAAUGAAGCUGGGCGACAGCAAGCUGUUGCAGUUGCUAAUCGGCUGGCCAAGGAGCCUCCACUCUCUGCUGUCUACUCUUCUGACUUAAAAAGAGCUCUUGAAACAGCACAGAUAAUUGCCACCACUUGUGGUAAUCUUGAGGUUAUUACAGAUCCUGACUUGAGGGAAAGAAAUUUAGGAGAUCUUCAGGGUCUUGUGUACCGUGAAGCAGUCCUAACAAACCCUGAAGCUUCUGAGGCUUUGAGGUCUCACAGGUCAGACCAAACAAUUCCGGGUGGUGGAGAAAGCCUUGACCAACUUUAUCAGCGUUGCACAUCGUCAUUGCAAAAGAUUGGAAAUAAGCAUAGAGGGCAACGAGUAGUUGUGGUCUCUCAUGGUGGUACGAUCCGAGCGCUGUGGAAACGAGCUCAUCCUCACAGGCAUGGAGGUGGAGGAAAGAUACUGAAUACAUCCGUGAAUGUAUUUCACUUGUCUGAUGGAGAUAAAUGGAAGAUAAAAACAUGGGGUGAUGUUAGCCAUCUUGACCAGACAGAUUAUCUGCAAUCUGGAUUUGGAGGAGAUAAAAAUUCUGGUUAGGUAGACACGGUUCCACGUUACAUUAUAUUGUGUCAUGUCGGUGUCAUUUGAUUCAAGCACAGGCAAGUGAGAAAUCAUUUGGCUAGUUUGAGCAUUAACAUGCUCAGUCCUAGAGAGUUCAUGCAAGCCUGCCAUUAUCAUACCAUAUUCCGACCAAAAUUAAUUAUGUUACAUUAUUUUUUUUAUUGUAAUAACUUCUAAAAUGUGGAGAAAAUUCAGACUAAUCUCAUAUUAAGGAAGAAAAAUAGUUACAUACAAGUUUGACUUUGAGAA